Messenger RNA from Arvicola amphibius (Eurasian water vole), 2536 nucleotides. It is a transcript of the gene Fastk, whose product is annotated as Fas activated serine/threonine kinase. The record is from RefSeq and is a predicted model, not a curated record. The transcript has 8 exons. Lineage: Eukaryota; Metazoa; Chordata; Mammalia; Rodentia; Cricetidae. Gene Ontology annotation, molecular function: RNA binding. Gene Ontology annotation, cellular component: mitochondrial matrix; ribonucleoprotein granule. Gene Ontology annotation, biological process: regulation of mitochondrial mRNA stability; mitochondrial RNA processing. The coding region runs from base 746 to 2434 and encodes 562 amino acids.
GCUGUGGGAGGGUGGCGGGAGCUGGUGUUAGCGGCAGUGGCCACGGGCUGCUGCCCUCCCGGGGCCGGGACAGGGUGUGGGGGCCUCUCCCGCGGACAGCACCGACCCCGCGCCUUGGCAGACGGCGCACUGGGGCCCAGCACGCGCCCUGCGAGUCUGCGCUGUGUUCUCAUUUCACUGGUGAGGAGACUUAGGCAGAGAGGCGGAGACACUUGUCCAAGGUCACGCAGCUGGUAAGUGGGAGCGCCCAGCAUGGGACCUAGCACCGUCCGGCUGCAGAGCUCGCGUUCCGCCCACCCCGCCGUCGCCUCCAGCGAGAGGGGAGGUGGUCGGCAGGGCGUGUCGCCGGGACCACCAGGGCUCCAGGCUGGGUGUGACCACUAACCCUGUGAAUGACCUCGGGCCUUAACCUCUUCGUCGCUCUGGGCCUUGUUUCUCCACCUGUGAAAUGAGGUAAUGCCAGCCCCGCGACUCCUCAUCAGCGUGCACGGAGCAUCGAAGGAGAUGUGUAUGUGAAAUGUGUAUAGAGCUGCACCGAGCACACUUAAAGAAUUAGGAUCUCUUUUGAAAGGAACGGGGAAAGGGGGCAUGGUGGGGAAGAGUUCCAGAUGAGUCCCUCUGGGUUAGUUUUACUUGAGGCCCUUUGGGUGGGGAAUGAGGUAAGGACUAGAUAGCGUAUUUCCCCUCGAAGGAAACCUCACCCGGUUUUCUGGGCCACCCCUCAGGGUCUCCAUCACCCACCUCCAUGCUUCGAAUCCUGCUCUCUGCCCAGAAUUCCCCUGCUCGGCUGUCUGGUCUGCUGCUCAUCCCGCCAGUACAGCCCUGUUGUUCGGGGCCAAGCAAGUCGGGGGACCGACCUUUUGGAGGAGGCCCUGUGCAAGGCCUUCAACGGCUUCUGGAACAGGCACGGAGCCCUGGGGAGCUGCUGCGAUGGCUGAGCCAGAACCCCACCAAAGUGCGAGCUCAUCACUACCCUGUGGCCCUCCGCCGUCUGGGACAGCUCUUGGUGUCUCAACCUAGGCCCUCCCCUGUGGAGCAGGCCACACUGCAGGACUUGAGUCAGCUCAUCAUCCGAAACUGCCCCUCCUUUGAUGUGCACACCAUCCAUGUGUGUCUACACCUUGCAGUCUUACUUGGCUUUCCAUCAGAUGGACCGCUCCUGCGUGCCCUGGAGCAGGAGCGAAGGUCCCGCCUCCUUCCAAAACCACCCUCCCCACAUCAGCCUGCCAUCCAUGGUGGGCAAAGGUUGGAAAUGGCCCUGAGCUGCCCCCAUUUCCUGCGGUACCCUCAUCAGCAUCUGAUCAGAAGCCUGGCAGAGGCAAGGCCAGAAGAACUGACUCCCCAUGUAAUGGUGCUUCUGGCUCAGCACCUGGCCCGGCACCGGUUGCGGGAACCCCAGCUUCUGGAAGCCAUUGCUCACUUCCUGGUGGUUGAGGAAGCCCAGCUCAACAGCAAGGUGGUACAGAAGCUGGUCCUGCCCUUUGGGAGGUUGAACUACCUGCCUCUGAAGCAGCAGUUCAUGCCCUGUCUUGAAAGGAUCCUGGCUCGGGAAGCAGGGGUGGCACCCUUGGCCACAGUCAACAUUUUGAUGUCACUGUGCCAGCUACAGUGCUUGCCUUUCAGAGCCUUGCAGUUUGUCUUCUCCCCUAGUUUCAUCAACCACAUCAAUGGCACCCCUCCUUCUCUGAUUGUGCGACGCUACCUCUCUCUACUCGACACGGCCGUGGAGCUUGAACUCCCAGGGUACCAAGGCCCCCGCCUUCCCCAAAGACAGCGAGUGCCCAUCUUCCCACAGCCCCUCAUCACUGACCGUGCCCGCUGCAAAUACAGGUGGGCCAGAGGAGGGGCAGCCACAGGAGCACAGAGUAGGAAAGCCAUGUCUCCUAACAGAAGACUAGCCUUGAGGCAGCAAAGGGCCUUUGCAGGGUGGCAGUGCUCAGCAGGUACAGGGGCCUUCCCUCUACCACUGUCCUUUCUCCUCAGUCACAAGGACAUAGUAGCCGAGGGGCUGCGCCAGCUGCUAGGGGAAGAAAAAUACCACCAGGACCUGACUGUGCCUCCGGGCUACUGCACAGACUUCUUGCUCUGUGUUGGUAGUUCUGGUGCGGUACUGCCGGUGAGGACACAAGACCCCUUCCUGCCCUACCCACCACAGUCCUGCCAACAGGACCAGGCUGGCUCUAACCCCACAACACAACACUCCACCCAAAGGGUGGUGUUGAUGCUGCGAGAACGCUGGCAUUUCUGCCGGGAUGGCAGGGUGCUUCUGGGCUCUCGUGCUCUGAGGGAGCGGCACCUGGGCCUGAUGGGCUACCAACUCCUGCCGCUGCCAUUUGAAGAAUUGGAGUCUCAGAGAGGCCUGCCCCAACUCAAGAGCUACCUGAGGCAGAAACUUCAGGCCUUAGGCCUCCGCUGGGGACCUGAGGGUGGGUGAGGGAGCACAUAGAGGGCUCAGGAUGGAAUCCCUAUUGGGGAGGGGGCAAUUUGCACUUUGGCUCCCUGUUGGCUUUUUCAUUAAAAUCCCUUUCCUUCCCCA